AUGGAGGAGUGCAAUCCUUGCUCCGUGCCGAUGGAGGCGCAACUGAAGCUGAGCAGAUCAGGCGCCGGAAAUCUGGUCGACGCCACCCACUACCGCAGCAUCGUAGGAGGUCUCAGCUAUGUUGUUCACACAAGGCCUGACAUCUCCUAUGCCGUCGGCUAUGUGAGCCGAUUCAUGGAGGCGCCCACCUCUGAGCAUCUUGCAGCAGUGAAGCAUUUGCUAUGGUACGUGGCGGUGACUCUAUCCUACGACAUCGUCUACGGACGAGGACGGGGUGCUCCAAACCUCCUGGGCUUCAGCGACGCUGACCUGGCAGGCGAUGUCGACGAUCGGAAGAGUACGGCUGGAAUGAUCUUCUUCCUUGGACGAAGCCCGGUUAGCUGGCAGUCGCGGAAGCAACGCGUGGUGGCAGCGUCAUCUUGUGAGUCCGAGUACAUCGCGGCCUCAACCACGGUGUGCUAG
Messenger RNA from Lolium perenne, 462 nucleotides. Its product is annotated as secreted RxLR effector protein 161-like. The record is from RefSeq and is a predicted model, not a curated record. NCBI's taxonomy places the organism in Eukaryota, Viridiplantae, Streptophyta, Magnoliopsida, Poales, Poaceae.